AUGUAUCGAAAUAUGAAUGGCGGUAUUUUGACGGACAAUCGUGAGGUGACUGAAAGGUGUAAGCAGCUCUCCGACGAACAUCUUGAUGGCACCCAGGCGGAGAGCUAUGGCGGGGGAGAAAGCAAUUUCGAUGGUGCGGCGAACGAGAAAGAGGUGCCAACCCCAGUGAUAAGCGAAGUUAAGGAGGCCAUCAGGCAGCUAAAGAACAAAAAAUCGGCUGGGAAACAUAGCAUCGGUUUGCUAACCCUGAUCCCAUCAGGAAUAUUUCUAGCCGUUGGUCUAUUCAACCCGGAGUUGCAUCAACAUUCGUGGACAUUUGAUCAUGAAGAAUACACGAUACUGCUUACGAUUCUCGUCUUUCAUCUGGGGGCUAUUGCGGGGGCAGCAAUCACUGCUUAUCUCUUAGCCACCUACUACAAGCAGCACAUUGCGCGUUUCUACUAUUACGCGUACAUUGGAGCUGGAGUCCUGCUGGCCGCUCGCUUCUUUGACCUGUGGUCAAUUUUUAUAGCACGAAUCCUUGGUGGCAUGGCGUUUGGUUCUGCUUACCUCAGCACCGUGAUUCACGCCGGUGAAAUCGCAUCCGACGAACUGCGAUCUACGAUCGUAGGCUUUGUCAAUGGUUCCUUAAUGGUUGGUUAUCUUUUACAUGCCACAAUCAACUCGCUGAUUCUGUAUGAUGACUCAAUGGAACCAACGCAGAUAUACGGCAUCAUAGCCAUCCUGGCUGCCGUGUCUAGUGGUGUUUGUGCGACGUUUCUAACCCGAGAGUCACCGCUAUUUUUGCUGAAUCGAGAAGGAGAAAUGGCAGCAGCGGACACCAUUGCAAAGCUACGUCAAGAACCGAUUGAUUCGCCGGUUGUUUUUGCUGAGCUUGUUGAAGCCAAAAUCGUGGUUUUGGACGACCCGGAGCAUCAUGCGUCUCUACAUAAGGAGGGAAAUCUACGACCGCUAAGUUUACUGAUAAUCUGUGCCAUCAUAAAAGCGUUAUCCUUCAAUCUCAUUAUUAACCUACUGCAGUUGUACGCCAUUGACGAAAUCAACGCUUGGUGGAACAUUCAGGAUUAUAACCUUGCACCGGUUUUAAUGAUUUUGAUUCGACUAGUGGUGGCAUUCGCCGGAAUUCAAACUGUGGAUCGACUGCCGAGAAAACUUCUCUUUACUGUGCCCAGUUUUGUGAGCGGAGUUCUCCUUCUGGUGGCCGGAAUAUUCUACCAAACCAACCGUAGCGAACUGUCGUCGGCAACGGUCGUUCCUCUGUUCCUGGUAUAUCAGCUGGUAUCGGCCAGCGGUUGUUCCUCCACUGGGGACGUCUACUGUUCGGAAGCCUUCCCACCGAAGAAGAAGGUACUAUCGGUAGCCUUGGUGCAAUCCGUCGAACAACUGGUACAUGUCGUCGUUUUAUCGAUCGCUUUUUCGCCAAAAUUCUCAAUAAAUGAACCCAUUUUUGGGAGUAUCCUUUUGGCGGCCGGUGUACCGAUCCUGGUGGGUAGUAUUGUGCUACAGGUGCUGCUACCGGAAACGAAGGAUGUUUCGCUGCGACAAGCGAGGGUCCUUUUCGAAAAGGGACGCUAG
Molecule: messenger RNA, 1575 nt
Organism: Sabethes cyaneus
Lineage: Eukaryota; Metazoa; Arthropoda; Insecta; Diptera; Culicidae
Exons: 3
Coding region: 1-1575 (524 amino acids)
Biological process (GO): transmembrane transport
Cellular component (GO): membrane
Molecular function (GO): transmembrane transporter activity
Source: RefSeq, a predicted model, not a curated record